UGAGUUGAACGUUUUGGGGGCCAACGACCGGUGCCCGAGAACCAGGCCGCACCACUGCACCCGCCGCCCCGGCCGCCGCCGCCGCUCCUUGUCUGGCCGGCGGGCGGAGAGCGCAGCGCGGGGGGCCGGCGGCAUGGCUGUGUCCUGGAGGAACUGGCUGGCCAACGAAGGGGUUAAGCACCUCUGCCUGUUUAUCUGGCUCUCCCUGAAUGUUUUGCUUUUCUGGAAAGCCUUCCUGCUGUAUAACCAAGGGCCGGAGUAUCACUACCUCCACCAGAUGUUAGGGCUAGGAUUGUGUCUAAGCAGAGCCUCCGCAUCUGUUCUUAAUCUCAACUGCAGCCUUAUCCUUUUACCCAUGUGCCGGACACUCCUGGCUUACCUUCGAGGAUCCCAGAAGGUUCCAAGCAGGAGAACCAGAAGAUUGCUGGAUAAAAGCAGAACAUUCCACAUAACCUGUGGUGUCACUAUCUGUAUUUUUUCAGGUGUGCACGUGGCAGCCCAUCUGGUGAAUGCCCUCAACUUCUCCGUGAACUACAAUGAGGAUUUCACUGAACUGAAUGCAGCAAGAUACCGAGACGAGGAUCCUAGAAAACUUCUCUUCACAACCGUUCCUGGCCUGACCGGGGUCGGCAUGGUGUUGGUGCUCUUUCUGAUGAUUACAGCUUCUACAUAUGCAAUACGAGUUUCUAACUAUGACAUCUUCUGGUAUACUCAUAAUCUCUUCUUUGUCUUCUACAUGCUACUGAUGUUGCAUGUUUCAGGAGGGCUGCUGAAGUAUCAAGCUAAUUUAGAUACCCACCCUCCUGGCUGCAUCAAUAUUAAUGGAACCCGCUACCAGAAUAUCCACUUACCAAACUAUCGCUCAGAACAUUUUCAUGAAUCUUUCCCUGGAGGACUUUCGAAACCAGAUGAACUUACCCAAAACAGAUCUGUGAACAUUUGUAUGGAAGAGCCCAGGUUCCAAGCUAAUUUUCCACAGACCUGGCUUUGGAUAUCUGGACCUUUGUGCCUGUAUUGUGCUGAAAGACUUUACAGGUGUAUCCGGAGCAAUAAACCGGUCACCAUCAUCUCAGUCAUAAGUCAUCCCUCAGAUGUCAUGGAAAUCCGAAUGAUAAAAGAAAAUUUUAAAGCAAGACCUGGCCAGUAUAUUAUUCUACAUUGUCCCAGUGUGUCUGCCUUAGAAAACCAUCCAUUUACCCUCACAAUGUGUCCUACUGAAACCAAAGCAACAUUUGGGGUCCACCUUAAAAUAGUAGGAGAUUGGACAGAAAGGUUUCGAGAUUUACUACUUCCUCCACCUAAUCAAGACUCUGAGAUUCUGCCUGUUAUUCAAUCAAGAAAGUAUCCCAAGCUAUACAUUGAUGGUCCAUUUGGGAGUCCAUUUGAGGAAUCAUUGAACUACGAGGUUAGCCUCUGUGUGGCUGGAGGCAUUGGAGUAACUCCAUUUGCAUCAAUACUCAACACCCUGCUGGAUGACUGGAAACCAUACAAGCUUAGAAGACUGUAUUUUAUUUGGGUGUGCAGAGACAUCCAGUCCUUCCGCUGGUUUGCAGACUUACUCUGUGUCUUACAUAACAAGUUUUGGCAAGAGAACAGACCUGACUAUGUCAACAUCCAGCUGUACCUCAGUCAAACAGAUGGGAUACAGAAGAUAAUUGGAGAAAAAUAUCAAGCACUGAAUUCAAGACUUUUUAUUGGACGUCCUCGGUGGAAACUUCUGUUUGAUGAAAUAGCAAAAUGUAACAGAGGGAAAACUGUUGGUGUUUUCUGCUGCGGACCCAAUUCAAUUUCUAAGACUCUUCACAAACUGAGUAACCGAAACAACUCAUAUGGGACAAGAUUUGAAUACAAUAAAGAAUCUUUCAGCUGAAAGCCUUUGAGAAGAAUCAGGACUCUAAACCAGGAAUGAGUGCAAUUUCUAAGACUUUGAAGCUCAGCUGAAUCAAGUAGCUGUGUCAUGCCAAAGAGUAGCAAGGUUUUCUUAUUUAUGAUUAUUUAAAAAUGGAAAUGCAGAGGAUAUGGCAGGAUGACAGGUCACAUUACAUGUUUAAUCUGGAAACCAAAGAGGCCCUGAAGAGUAGUUGCUGUGAUGAUUCACUUUUCAGUGCUCAAAUGAAAAGAAAACUAUUUGAUGCACACUGUUGAUUUUUAUGGACGAUUCAAGAACUCCCUAGCGAGGCACUGCACUUGCUCACUGUGAGGCUGAUAGCCUUGGUCCUCUUUAAAUUGUUUUUGGUUGAACAAAUACAAGAUUGAAUGAAAUUAAAAAUGCAUUGAAACUCAGAUUACAUUUUCUACAUGAGUAUAAACAGAAUAGCUUUGAUUUAGAAAAAGCUCCAGGCAAAUAUAGUAGAUGUUUGAAGAUAUAGCACAGGACUCUGUAUUAAUACGGGUACUUUGUGUCUCCUCUUCCUCACUACUGAUGCUAAUACCUCUAUUUGAUGUCUGUGGACUUCAUGCUGAAUGAACUUUUGUAGAUGUUGAUAGAGUAUUUUUAUAUUUAUCUUUCUUCCUUUUUCCUCUCUCUAUGGAAAUCUGCCCUCCUUUGCAUGCAUCAGACACAAUGAUUUAAUCGAUCCUUUUCAUCUGCAGUUUACUUAAUCUAUUACUGUUGGAUAGUAAUGAAGAAAAUAUCAUUACUGUAAAUCAUAAAGGAAUGUAUAGACUAAAUAACUUUUUUCCUUUGUCAGUAUUUUGGCCUCUGUUAUUUUUAUUUACUUUUCCCCCCAGCAUAGAUUCUUAUUUUUAGACCCUUAAGGUACUUUGUUUAAUUUGCACUUUGAGACAGAAGAACAUUGUGUCUCUCAGUGGUCACUGAGUCAUAAGAUGUCUUUCUUUUGUCACACAUUGGUUUCUACUGGAGCCCAUUGAAAGUGCAAUCACAUUCCUGAACAGUAACAACCAAAAAACCUGCCCGUACUUUGCUUUCUACACAAGAGAAAAUAUUUCAUUAAUUAUUUGAAUUUAAGUUCAGAAUCAAGAAUAGUAUUUGUUGCAGCAUUUGGUAUUCUGGGUCUUGAUGGGAAAUUAUUGAGUUUAAAGUCACUGUUCGGACUAUACUGCAUGAUCCUAUCAGUUUAUGCUCAUUAGCCAUUAUAUUCUUGGCUCAGGGGAUGACUCUACUUCCCUACUUACGAAUUAAGUUAUUUUUGCAGUAUAGUGAUUUUGUUUUGUAGACAUCGCUCAUUUGCUAUCAAUUAUAGCACAUUGCUGAAAUAAGCAAAAUGACUUACCUUGCCUUUGUUAAAAUUUUGUGUGGUUUAACAGAACGUGAUAGAUGCUACUGUCAUUUUUUUUCUCUGAUUCACCAGUAACAACCAAGCAGGGAAACCGUCUAGCAUUGAAUAGCUAUUAAUAUAUUACUUACAGAUAUUUCUUCCUUCCCUUGGAAUUCUUUCUUAUUCUUUCUGUGGAAGGAAGGCAAGUCAGAAAAAGAUAUGGGAAAUGUGCAAUGUUCCUACAGAUUUAGCUCUAAAGGCAUAUUUGAUAACCAGUACAUCUUGGCAACACUAUCUAAAUUAAAAAGAAUUAUCAUAAAAACAUAUAACAGAAAGAACUAGUAAAAAGAAGUUUGAGGUAAUACAGGCUUGAUGUGCAAUACUCUUUACUGAUCAUAGUUUAUGUAUGUAAUUGUAUGAAUACACCUAAUUUCAGUAAAAGAGGUGGAAGGUUUUUCAAAAAAAGAAACAUCUUUAUGGGUAGGUCUGCUAUUCUUGAUGAGCAUCCUUGUUCCUUUAAAAUUCUAGUUGAUGAUCAAACAUGAAGUGUUAAAUAUAGAAAAUUUUUGCUUCUGUAGGUAGUAAUAAAAUUAGAUUUUCAUCAUGCAUGUAGAAGAGAGUUUUGUUUUGUUUUGAGGGAUUUUUUUUUUCUCCUCUGGGGCUACGUCUUGUCAUAUAGGUCUUAAAACAGUUAUGUCAGUGGUGAUAAAUAUUAAAAUUGAAAUGAUAUCUUUGAGAUCUCUAUAAGCACACUUUACCUUUGCAACAAAUAUAGCAGGCAGUGUUUUUUCACAAGAUGAUCCAAGUUGAAGAAACAUAAUUUGUUUGCAUGUACACUAGCAUGAGCAGCCUCAGGGGUUUGAAUUCUGCAACUCUGGAUGUCACUGGCCAAUGGUAUGACUGUGGCAAGUUGUUCCCACUCUGGGAUUAAGAUUUCUCAUUUGGACUAGAUUAGUAGUUAUUAAUCUUUUCUGGGUAAUGUAUCCUUUUGAGAACCUGAUUAAAAGUGAAGAUAAAUGACAUUGAUACAAAAUAUUACAGUUUUGGGAAGCCCACAAAUAAUCUCCAAAAGCAAGGACCCCAAUUUAAGAACCUCUAAACAAAAUAAUCCAUCACUACAGGUCUUUCUACCUAUACUUUUUUGUGUGAUGUUUUUUUUUUUUGCAAGAAACUAUCUAUUUUUAUAAGAUUAUAGUAGGAAAUUAGCUCUCUGGACAAAGGAAAGGAAAUUCUCUUUAUAUGCCCUCAAACAGAAUCCAGCAGAACAUUCCCUGGGUUUUUAAUCUUUUCAGGUGUCCUGCUUUAUGCAAGGGAAGGCUGUGAUUUUACAUAUCCAUAAUAAUAAAAGACUCAGAUUCAUAUACAUACAUACACACACACAUACACACACACAUACAUAUUCAGGGCUUACUUUUUUUUUCUUUUUUUUAAGUCAGGUUAAAAAUGAAAUGGUAGUUUUUUGUUUUUUUGUUUUUUUCAUUUAGUGAUUUAAAAUGCCAGCUGGGUGAUUGUGAUAAUAGAAGCACUUAAAGCAAAAAAUAAAAGAAAUAUAGACAAAGCAUAGGCUGAAAUGAUUUAAUUUCUAUAUCCAAGUUACUUAUGACUCCCCAAAUCAGUGUUUAUUUGGAGCACUCACAGCAGGUAAUAGACUUAAAUGAUACGGCAUUGUUAAAGAGGCUGGCUGGAAGCCAAUGGGCCAUUGUCAUCAACAGAUAAUGUUAGUGCUAAAGAAUGUCUAUGAUGUUAAAGAGAAAAAAAACUUAAAAAAAUAUUUUUCCCUUAAGGUUAGCUCAGCUAAUCUGUGGUGUUGUUUUUAAACAAACUGGUGAGACAUUUUUAAAUGCUGCUUAUUGAUAAACAUUUCCUUUUUGUGUGCUGUCCAGGAUAUUUUCAUACCCAGUAAUGUUAUAGGAACAUAAAAGUCUGAAGUUAGGAGUAGUACUUUUAUUUUGUGGUCUACAAAACCAAGGCAUAAAGGGAAAUGGUAUCUUGCUCCAUCAUCUGCUGGGUGAAGUGUAUGGCACAGGGAAUGCAUAGUAAUAUUGUAGUAACGUAUGGUGACAGGUAGUGACUGCACUCAUUGUGGUGGGGGAUAAAAAGUCUUCUUUGAGUUUGUCACAGAGCUGAAACUGGGGUUCAGCCUUCCUCACCUCUGCUACUGAAAGAUGCUCUCCCCCUCCUCAUGACAUACAUAUCUAAUAAGAUGUAUCUGGUUCUGUUAGUUUGAGUCUCCCUGUAAACUCUAUUUAGUGCAAGGUGGAAAAUAAGGUAGUAUGUCUUAACUCCAGAUUCAGGUGCAGAAAAUCACACUCUUCUUCCCUAUGUAUCUUCUGAUUCUAAAUGUAAGUCUUCUAUAUUUUGCCAAUUAGUACCUAUUUCCAGAAAUCAGUUUUAAAAUAUGGCAAUCAUGCCAAAGGGAUUAUGUUCUCCAGAACUUUGAAGAAAUAUGUCAUAGUAUGGUUUCUAGGAAAAACUAAUAUUUAAUUUUAAAUUUAGAUUUAUAAACAGAAGUCAUAACUUCCCAGCUUUCUAACCAUCCAGGGAAAUGUUAUUAACACAGAUGAUUAUUAUUCUCUACUCAUAUGACCAUUAUGUUCAGGAGAAAAGAAGCAGCUUUUUGUUAACUAGAGAGACAGGAAAUAAAUGAAACCAAGCAUAAUGAGCAUUUACUUCAACCAGCGCAGAACAAUGAGAACUCUCUGUCUCCUUCUGUCUAAAUCCCCACUCCAUUACCCCAGCUUCUUUAUCCCAUACUGUGGUAUUCUCAAAGGACAAAGUUGCGAAAGCUAGCUGGAUGAAGUUUUCCAAACCAAAGAAGCAGAAGACUUCAAAUACUUAGCAAAGAAGGGUCCAUUAAAAGAGAAAGAGAAAAAUGGCCAUGCCAGUCACUUAAAAUUAGCAAAAAGUUAAGUAAUGUUGUUUUAAAACAGAGACCAGAAAGUUUUUUGAAGUGAAUAUGCAGAAUGUUUAGUUUCUCUUAUAAAAAAAAAAUUAUGGCCCUGUUGAUAAAAUCUAGAAGUGGAUUUCUUAUUUUACAACAUAAAAUAACACAACAAUAAUCUUACUGCAGUGUUAAGCAGCAUUUUUAUUGGUAAGGGCAAGAAAUGCUUCAGAAGAGCAAAACUACGAAGGAAAAAAAAAGGAGUCAAGGAAAGAAAAAUUAUUGAACACAUCAGAACGUGAUGAUGCUUUUCUUUUCAGAACUUGAUAGAUGUUCAAGUGUGGCAGAGCUGGCUAUUACUGUGGUUUGAGAAAAUGUAGAAGGAUGUAAUGUUUGGUUUGUUUCUAGGGGUCCUUUCACAUUUACAUUGCGAUUAGAAUUUUAGCAGAAGCGUUACCUUUGAUCAGAGUUAUAUCUGGCUUCUAGGAGAAUUAGAGCUUUCAUGAGCUGCUGGUUGACCUGGAGACAACCCUGCCGUUUAGACGAGAACCAGCAUUAUGUAAAUGUGCUAAUAUAUGUAGCAAUAAAAAAAAAAAAAACGGAGUCUGCCAUGCAUUUUUUCAGCUGCAUACACUGCACAUUAAAAUUCUGUCACUGCAAGGUCAUAUUUCUCUGCUCUUAUCCUUCCACCCAUUGAAUGAACCCUUCUUCAUAAAUGCAGACACUGAGCAACAGAAGUUCUGUCUUGUAUUGUAACAGUGUAUCUGUUCACCUGCACAUUCAUUUAAAACUAGUUAUCAAUUAGGAUGAUUAUAUAAUUCAUUUUAGUGGUGAGAAAUCUCCACAAUGUACAAAAUGGGGGGGCCUUGAUUAUCUGCUAAAAAAUACAUGGCAGCCAACACAUUAGGGAGAAAACACUUCCAUCUUCUAGGUGUUCCCCUCCAACCAACUCUUAAAAGAAUGUAAAAUACCUUAUUACCACAUAUAUGUCAGAAUGUGACCUGGGUUGUACUCCACAUUCUGUGACUUGAUGUACUUACUGCACAGUUUAUUCUUGAUUCCCAGGGACUGGCUAGUUUAGGAAAAAUCUAGCUCUCAAGUCAGCUUAGCAUCUUUAACCACAUAGCUAGGUGCUCACCAGGUGCAAUUAUGUCCUUGUUUUAAAGAUGGUCGCCAUUUGCUUACCAAAUGGCAUUGACAGGGACCUUUCUUUCAUUUUUUUCUCUUCACAUUAAAAUUUGAUUCAUAUUCAGAGUUGGGAAAAGUAGAAAUUGCUUUCAAAAGUAAUGAUUGAUUGAAGUUCUGUUUACCCUGAGAGUGCCAGGGUCAUCAUUUUGUCCAGCUACCUUUAGUGUGUAGAGUAGACAGGCCCUAGGUUAGAAAUCCAGAGAUGUGUAGCCUUUGCCCCUGAAGAGUGUAAGGCUAUGAACAUAAAAAUGUGUGAUUUCUACCUCUGCUUGCAUGCCUUUUAUUGGGAUGUAGUGGAGCAAGCAUGUGGGGAAGAAGAGGGGAAAACUUGCUGAGGAAGAGAAAUUCCCUGGGUAAAUCAACCUUAGUAAAUUUUUUGAUAACAUAGCAAAAACCAAACACUGCUCUGAGGAAGUAUAAGCAUAGGCUUUUAUGAGUCACAGUCCAUUGUACCUGAAAGGCUUAGAGUUUAAUUAUGUUUUCUGGGCAAGUAGAGAAAUACCCACAAGCAAAUAAGCAUCACUAUCUAUCUUUGUUUUUCUGAGAUUCCCAUAAACAUUUGCCUGUUAUAUUCAAUAUAGCUGCCUUCUGGAUUCCUCUUCACUAAUUUUGAUCAGGCCCAAUGUGGCUAGAGAUGGUUGUAUUGAUCUAUGACAGUCAAGCUAGGAAUUGCCAGACGGUGAUAUAAGUUAUCCUACUUUCUUAAGGUUUGAUGGAGGAAAAAGCAGCUAUUUAUGAGACAUCCUACUGAAUUAAAACCAAGGCCUAUAUCUUAAAACUAGAAAUAAUUCUAUAGAGAGAAAAACAGCACUUCACUGUAGCUAUUUUUUUCCUAGAUGAAAUAAAAUUAAUCUUUUUUAAAACUGUUACCAAAGAUACUUCACACUAUGUAUCUUCAUCAAAGCUGUGUUAUUUUGUAGAUAUUUGUAUUUAAAUUGUGUGUGUGUGUGUGUGUGUGUGUGUGUGAGAGAGAGAGAGAGAGAAAGUAAAUUGCCUGAAUGAAAAUGACAUUCUGCAAUAAUGUGUAAUGACACUUUCUAGCUUUCAUAAUAAGCAUUCAGUGGUGGCAGGUAUGCAAUUGGAGGAAGCAUAGUUCUAUCAAAAUAGAGAUGCUCAGCAAUCCAAGUGUGGCAUUUGAUUCUUGUCUGGCUAAAUGGAGGUGUGAGUUUAUACCUUGCUAGAGAGGAAGCACUAACCCGGAGUCAAUACUUGCAAAGAUUUGCAAAAAAAUAUAGAGAGAGUUAUUUUUUAAUGUAAUUUUAUUAUUGUAAAGACAUGGUAUGUUUGUAGAAAACCUUUAUUGUUUUAGAACAUGGCACAGUGUUCAAAAGCUAAACAGAGAAAGAUUGGACAAAUAUACUUAAAAUCCCUCUCAUUAUAAACUAAUUGUGGAGAUACCUGGGUGGCUCAGUGGUUGAGCAUCUGCCUUUAGUUCAGGGUAUGGUCCUGGGAUCCUGGGAUCGAGUCCCACAUCAGGCUCCCCACAUGGAGCCUGCUUCUCUCUCUGCCUGUGUCUGCCUCUCUCUGUGUCUCUCAUGAAUAAAUAAAUAAAAUCUUAAAUUUUUUUAAAAAAAAUAAACGAGUUGUGUAUCUUUGGCAGUUAUAAUCAAGAAUUUUCUCCAGGAUUUUUUUACAACAGGUUAAUGUUAUUUUCUCCAGGAUUUUUAGAACAGAUUAGUGUUCUUUUCAUCCUAAUGAAAGAACCAAUGAUCACACUAGUCUUACUUGUGAAGAUAUUAAAUAAGCAAUAUUUAAGAAAUGUUCCUUUGAAGCAUUAAAAGUGGUCUGAUUCCAAACUUCUCAACUCUUGUAACUUUCAUUUUGUCUGAUGUAUAAUUGGGAAAUAUAGAAUGCUAAUAUCUAAAUUUAAUAUGCUGGGUUUGGGAUUUUGGUUUUAUUUGGGGGUUGGUGUUUUUUAUUUUGGUAUUAUUCUUAUGUACAUCUCCUAAUCGUGCCUGUUAAAACAUUGAAAUAUUUAUACAAUUUAAAGAUGUCAAAAUCAUAUUUUUUUCUGCAUAGAAAAUUAAUA
Nyctereutes procyonoides (raccoon dog) is the source of this 9316-nucleotide messenger RNA. It is a transcript of the gene NOX4, whose product is annotated as NADPH oxidase 4. The record is from RefSeq and is a predicted model, not a curated record. Gene Ontology annotation, molecular function: superoxide-generating NAD(P)H oxidase activity. NCBI's taxonomy places the organism in Eukaryota, Metazoa, Chordata, Mammalia, Carnivora, Canidae. The transcript has 19 exons. The coding region runs from base 134 to 1870 and encodes 578 amino acids. Gene Ontology annotation, biological process: superoxide anion generation; defense response. Gene Ontology annotation, cellular component: NADPH oxidase complex; plasma membrane.